AUGUUUCCCAAAACUUUUUCAAGGAGCCUUCUCCUGGCAUUUUCCGUUUCUCAAUCCGUAUCUGGUCUCAAACUCGAUACCUCUGAUCCAACUUCAAUCAAAAAUGUAGCAGGUACCAUUGCAUAUGGCCUCAUGAAAUAUUAUACCGGCAAUGUCACCAACACACCAGAUACCAUUGCGGUACUGCCAGCUCCGUACUACUGGUGGGAAGCUGGUGCCAUGUGGGGAACCAUGAUCGAUUACUAUCACUAUACUGGGGAUGCUACCUACAAUGAUAUUACCACACAAGCUUUGGCUUCUCAAGCUGGCCCGCUUUUCGAUUACAUGAUGCCGAACCACCAAAAGGAUGAAGGAAAUGACGACCAAGCCUUUUGGGGAAUGUCUACCAUGUCUGCUGCAGAAAAGAAUUUCCCGGAGCCCUCCAACACGGGGGGAUUUACGUGGGUAGAAUUGACCGAGAAUUUGUGGAAUACCCAAGCUGCCCGCUGGGAUACGUCGGCUUGUGGUGGUGGAUUGAAAUGGCAGAUUUUCUCAUUCAAUAAUGGAUAUACAUACAAAAACUCGGUUUCUAAUGGAGCCUUCUUUCAACUUUCAGCACGUCUUGCACGCUAUACCGGAAAUCAAACAUACGUCGAUUGGGCAGAAAAGGUUUAUGAUUGGACGACCAAGAUUGGAUUUAUCGAUUCAAAUUUCAACACUUUCGACGGUGCCGAUGAAUCUAAAGCUUGCACCAAUCCGAAUAAAAUUACCUGGAGUUACAACAAUGCCCUUUUCCUGUACGGAGCCGCUGUCAUGUACAACUACACCACCAGUUCCACUUGGCAAACACGAACCGAGGGUUUAUUAAAAGCCUCUUCCAAUUUCUUCACAUCUGAUAGUGUCAUGUACGAACAAGCAUGCGAAGAAGUAGCAACUUGCAACAAUGAUCAAUUUUCCUUCAAGGCGUAUCUCGCACGGUUCAUGUGGGCAACCACUCAAAUGGCACCUUUUACAACAGCCACUAUCACGUCAUAUCUCACCAAAUCCGCAUCUGCAGCAGCUAGUAUUUGCGUUGGUGAUGCUAAUGCUUGUGGUACAAAAUGGUAUACGGGAUCUAAUGAUGCAAUAUCCGGCCCUGGACAACAGAUGAGUGCUCUGGAAGUCAUUCAAGGAUUACUCGUCUCUUCCGCCGCGCCACCAGUCGUCAAAGGCCAAGCAUCUGUUCAAUCAACUUCUUCUUCUUCACCAGCCUCUUCGGCUUCUUCGGCUUUUUCAUCCGCUGUCAUUAGCACUAGCAGCAAAUCCAGUGUUUCAAGACAAAGUAGUGUGAAGGCGACCACUAGCGCUACCAGCGCCGCAACCACUGAUUCAUCCACCAACGUAGUCGUGACCGAUACCAUCCUGGAAAGUACCACAGUUCCAUGCUCGACUAGUUCUUCUUCUACGGUAUAUUCUUCCCCCGAAGUUCCCUCUUUCACCGCACAGCCUUCUACACUUACUUCGCGAGAAGUAGAAUCUUCCACUGCAGUCCCUUCAUCUACUUUGAAAUCAUCUCCUACUGUCUCUUCUUCUAAAUCAAAAACUUCGAUUUUUGCUGUUACAACUCCCGCGCCUGAUCUCGAUACCACAACUACAGUCAGUAUUCUCCACAGCACCACUGUAUCUUGCAACACAUCAGUAUAUGCAAACUCUACUGCUUGGUUUGCAUCAUCCUCAUUUUUGUCCAGUCGUCUUACAAUUGCUUCAUCGGCCCCUGUUAUUGUUACAUCUGCUCUGCCUGCGUCUUCUAAAUCUUCGACUGCCUUACUGAUUGAUACUACUACACAGCGAGCGCCUGCAAUUUCGGGAACUGGUUCAAGAGGAACUAUGAGCUUAUUAACAACAGCUUCAGCCUCGGCGACUAAGGCUACAGUCACGGCGGCUGCUGGAAGAAAUAUGGACGUUUCGGAAUCGGGUUUACUGGCCGGUGUGCUUGGCUUGGGGCUGCUAUGGGCUCUUUAG
Botrytis byssoidea is the source of this 1980-nucleotide messenger RNA. RefSeq lists its product as uncharacterized. The record is from RefSeq and is a predicted model, not a curated record. The transcript is spliced from 2 exons. Lineage: Eukaryota; Fungi; Ascomycota; Leotiomycetes; Helotiales; Sclerotiniaceae. Bases 1 to 1980 code for a protein of 659 amino acids. Gene Ontology annotation, molecular function: mannan endo-1,6-alpha-mannosidase activity. Gene Ontology annotation, biological process: carbohydrate catabolic process; fungal-type cell wall biogenesis.